AUGCAUGCACAAACCGUCUUGCAAGCAUUGUGCCUAUUGACAUUCUCCGAUGUCAUACAAGCACAGACGCUGGCUAUCAACAAUGUCGGUGUUAUCGACAUGACAACCGGAAACGUCCAGAAGUCGCAGAAUAUCCUCGUUGAAGACAAUAUGAUUGUGAACAUACAAAAUGCAGGUUCCAAUAUGAGUGCGGCGGAAAGCUUCGAUGCCUCGGGCAUGGUCAUUAUGCCAGGCCUCGUCGAUAUGCACGUUCACUUAUUCUUCACCAAUGAUCAAUCGCAAUUUGCAACAACGGAUAUCUCGGUGCUUCCCCCGUUGCUGGCCAACGGCAUCACGACUGUUCAGGACCUCGGAAGCAACUGCAACGCUAUCAAAGACACAGCCAGGAGAAUCGUGCAAAAUCAACAACUGGGACCGCGCAUAUUCUCAACGUGCGAGAUGCUUGACGGCGGGGACUCGCCCUUUGAGACGGUGAAGAAGUUGCAGGACCCUCGACAAGUGGAAACCGAAGUUCAAAAACUCAUGGCACAAGGUGUCAACAAGAUCAAAGUUCACCUUCGCCCGACUGAGCAAGUGUUUGGAGCGAUAGCCAAAGCAUGCAAAAAGAACAACAUCAUGUUCGGCGGACACGUGCCUGACUCGAUCGACGCAACAGAGGCCGUGAGACAGGGAUUCGGUUUCAUCGAGCACAUGAGUCGCAUUGAACCGAACAAUCAAAGCCUAAUCCAGGAUAUUGGGGAUAAGCAGCUGUGGGUUACUGGCACGCUCAUCCAAGGGCAAUCACCCGUUCGCCUCAAGCUUGCCAAUGACUUGAGAAAAGCCGGUGCCCGGAUGCUCGCCGGUACAGACUUGCCGCAAGGCCCAGGCCUCUGCCCGAAUGGUUCGACGCACACGGAACUCAAGCUCAUGGUCGACGCAGGCUUUUCGCCGUUGCAGGCGCUUCAGACUGCAACGACCAACGCGUACGAGUCCCUCAAUGUGCUUUCCAAACUGGGGUCGAUUGAGACGGGAAAGGUGGCGGAUAUGGUCUUGUUUAAUGAGAAUCCGGUCGAAAAUAUCAACAAUCUGGAUACGAUCGCUGGAGUCGUUGUUAAUGGCAAGCUUCACCGGAAGAACGAGCUUGACAAGAUGCUCCGAGACGCAAACCUCGCCGAGAACCUACCGUUUGCGUGCGGUGACAGGAGAGAUUUGAAGCCAAGGAAUACGUGUUGUUCGGUAUAA
This is a messenger RNA of Beauveria bassiana ARSEF 2860, 1221 nucleotides long. Its product is annotated as amidohydrolase-like protein. The transcript has a single exon. Lineage: Eukaryota; Fungi; Ascomycota; Sordariomycetes; Hypocreales; Cordycipitaceae. The record is from RefSeq and is a predicted model, not a curated record. Gene Ontology annotation, molecular function: hydrolase activity, acting on carbon-nitrogen (but not peptide) bonds. Bases 1 to 1221 code for a protein of 406 amino acids.